Paramecium pentaurelia is the source of this 924-nucleotide messenger RNA. NCBI's taxonomy places the organism in Eukaryota, Ciliophora, Oligohymenophorea, Peniculida, Parameciidae. The record is from the annotation of a GenBank genome assembly.
AUGAAUCAUGUAUUCAGUUAGCACUAUGAUUUGUCUCACAAAUAAGUUGGUACAAACAAAAAAAUAAAGAAAAUGAAGUCAAAAGCAAUAAAUUAGAAUACAUCCAAUCAUUAGAAUGUGUCUCCUUCAUAAAAUGAUGAAGUUAAAUAUCUAUUGGAGUUGACUUGCUCUAAGGAUGUAGAGAAAAAAUAAUAAAAUGAACAUUCUAGACCAUCCAAAAGAAGUUCUUGUUUAAUGGGCUAUUUGGAAAGUGAUGUAUUUAACAAUUCUUUCAAAAUUGUUUCAAUAUAGCAAUAAAAACAUGAAAUAAUAGUAAAAUGUAUACCUUUUAAGGAAGCUAAUUUACUUGAUAUCAAGAAAGACUUUCCAUUUUAUAUAAAUUUAGAUUAGGUUUCUACAAAUAUAUAUAGUUAUGAUACACAAAGAACAUUAGAAUGUGUAUAAUAAAAAGAAGUUCCUUUAGAAAAAUUUGAAUUCAUCAUAAAUCCUAAUCAAAAUAUUAUUGGUUGUCUUCGAAUAGUAAAUGAUUCCUGGUUGAAAAUGUUUGGUAUAAAUUAAGACAUGAUGAUUCAUAACUUACUAAGAAAUUAGUCAUUUCCAUUUGGAUGGGGCUUGGAAAAUUAAUUUAUAUAAAAUUAGAUUUCUAAUACAUUUUCUAAUAAAAAGUUGAGAGUUUAGUUAGUUUGUUAUAAUGGUUCAAAAUUCAAUGCAGAGAUUUAAGUAAGAUCAGAGAUUGAAACAAAUUCAAAAAAUUAAUUUAUUUAAAGAUAUUUAAUUUAAUACUUUAUUAAUAGAGAGAAUUUGAGUUUAUCGCAAGUUGAAUAAAAUUUCCAAAUGUAUUUUCAAUUAAAAGAUCUUACAUAAGAGUUAAUGGAGAAAUUUAUAGAAUAAACAAAUAAAUAAUGUCAAAUAAAAAAAUUAUGA